This is a messenger RNA of Spodoptera frugiperda (fall armyworm), 6589 nucleotides long. RefSeq lists its product as uncharacterized. NCBI's taxonomy places the organism in Eukaryota, Metazoa, Arthropoda, Insecta, Lepidoptera, Noctuidae. The record is from RefSeq and is a predicted model, not a curated record. Bases 492 to 5117 code for a protein of 1541 amino acids. The transcript has 3 exons.
GCCGCGGCGCGCAUCGUUGGCGAGUCGCACGCGCAGCGUCCGCGGUGCGCCCGCGCCUCGACGCUUCCAUAUACUUAUUUGUUUGUCUCCCGUUGUGAUAUAACAUAUACAUGUUUUCUAUAGUAUACGUGCGUGUUGUAUCAUAUUAUAUUAUUUAACUAAAUACUGUGAACGACAUAGCUUAACCAAAGAUUUGAAUUGGUCAGGACUAAAAUACAGAUUACCUACGCGUAGCCAAAGUGUGCGGUUUUAGUCGUAAUUUAGUUCUAAUUAAAAUACUAACGUUGCUCAAAAGACGUAUAGUGAACGGUGGACGUUUUCAGUGCAAUAAAUUUAUAAUAAGUUUAUUAUAUAAAAUAUGUUAUGUGCUAUGUAUAUGAUGUGUUAGUGUGUGUAAUAUUGUGUUAGGACAGUCGUGCCAGAAGUACGCAAGUGGGUGUGAAUAUUUGUAAAUGUUCUUUAAAUAAGUGUUUAUUUUUUUAUAAUAAAUCAUGGUCGCCAUGCUGGAAGUCGCUGAGACGAGAAACAAUGACUAUUUUCGAUCGUUUUUACCUGCUGUCAACUCCCCACCGGUCCCGCACCGCGACAUAUCGGCACCCACGGCCACGUACCGUCCCUACACAGAAGAAUAUGCCACCGUCCAGCGCCGCGUGGAACGCCCCGCCCAACCAGAAGAACCAGAACGCAAGAAAGACAAAAAAUGGUCCAUUGGAAAACUAUUCAGAAGAAAGAAAAAAGAAGAUGAAAGUGGUACUUCUUCGGAAAGCGAUGAAGGAGUGAGCACUCGCUCCCCAUCCAAGAGAAAGUCCAAGAAAAAGAAGAAAGCGGCUCCGGCUGUUAACAAUUUUGACCACAUAGUCAUUAGGGAUUCUAGAAGAGCACAGAGUUUAGCUAAACCUAACCUAAGAGAUGUUACCGAUGACGGUGUCCUGUCCGACCCAUCGGCCGGCUUCAUCAACUACCGUGCUAAAACGCAGGAAAUGUACAGAGCGUCCAAAGAAUCCCUCAGCCUGAGAGAAGAUAAUUCUAAUAGAUCCUUAGGACCAUCCUUGGAGUCUACUUCUAGAAAAACACGAAAAGGUAGACUGAAAGCUAGAGUCGAAGCACUAAGAAAUAGUAUGAGAGGAGAGUCAAGUAGUGAAGAAGAAUCACUCAAGUCAUCAAAUUCAUCAUUGAUGAUUAGAUUUAGAAGUGAGGAUUCCCUGAUGCGGUCACGCGACAGUUCACUAAACAAAAGAUCAAGAAGUGCAAGAAAUGAGAGGUACAUUAAGAGAUUAUCGCGAGAUGAAGAAAAUCAACUGAAUAAGGAAGCCGAGCUAUUACAGCAAGGUUAUACGAAGGCUGAAGUUGAAAUGUUGACGCGAACACCCACGAGUCAAAGCAGCGGCUAUGGGACAUGCAAACGCGAUCAAACACAAAAUAUGAAAACAGAGCAACUUUAUGCCAAUGAUGCAAACCGCCGUCCUAUGAAAUCCGAAUCAAUAUCAUCAUUCCCUUCAACACAAAGUUACCCCUCAUCCAUCAAUUUUAACGCUAAAGUUAACAACGAACAUAUUAACUACUCCAUACCAACCAGUAACAUUAAUAGAGAUAUGCUUUAUGCUAAUAAUAACCGCGAGAGAAGCGUCAGCAACCAGUACGAGAAUCCGGAGAACGUUAUGUGUGUCAAAUUUCCUCUCGGGAAUGUCACUAACGUAAAAAGGGAGGAAAAGGCACCUCCCGUACCGCCCCCUCGUGAUAUGCAUCGAAAAGUCGCAACUCCCAUAUCCAUGUAUUACGAAAAUAACCCCAUCAUAGCCGAUAGAAUAGCAAAUACUCAACAAACUGUUUUACACGGUGUACCUAACAACGAUUUUGAAAGAGUCAUGAGGCGGAGUCAGGAGAGAUCACUUAGUCACAGCUUCAACGGACUGCGCCGACCGAUAUCGAACUCUGAGGACCAUAUCGCAAUGCAAAAUAAUGAAUACAUACAAAACUACCAAAUGAAGAACGAACAACCUCGAAGGCCUGCUUCGGUAUCAGCAGAACCAAAUCAUUAUGGUCUGUACGCUAACUCACCGCCUUGGAGAAAGUCUGUUGGUCCCACAAAUAUUGUUAAACCAGAACCAGUCCAAUUAAGACAUGAUUAUUUGUACUACGCUGAUCAGAGCCCAAGAUCACGGAGACCCAUUAGUGUUAAAACUAGUCAAAACGGUUAUGAAAAUCAAUAUCUUAGUGAUUCUCAAACCUCCCAGAAUGUCGCUGAAAGUGUGUAUCGUCGACCACGUAACGCGUCUGAGUUCUGGAAAAAGAUUGACGAUGCCGAAAGACAAAGAAGGCAGCAAAGUGUUUACGCAAAUUCACGAAGCAGUAGCGACUUUUCAAACUCUACACAACUGAAUAGAGUAGCUCCGUAUUUAGAACAAAACAAACUGGGCCACGAAAACACAGACAUCCAAAAUAAAAACAAAAAUCCAUUUAAAACGUCUUCUGUUGACACAACAGACGGUGCCAAAGUCUGGAAGGCGACAACAGAGUACAAGCGUUCUGUUACAGUUGACCCACCAAAGACUGUGACAUCACCCACUUCAAAAACACACGUUAGACAUAAAUCCGACACCUAUGUUCCUAGUGUUUAUCAAAUGCCAUCAGACGACGAAAAGAGCUCAGAGAGGCGGAAAUCCACUAACCUUGACGAUGCUCUUAAUGAAUUAGAAGCUAUCUAUAAUAGCUUAGGUUUAGGAGACGAAGAUUUAUUAGAUAGAGCCGAACGUCGAGAGUUAAUGACUCCGAAGUUCAACGACCAUUUUAAUGACUGGAAUGGAAACGAUGACGAGAUUCAACUGCGAAGUCAGCCAACGACGCCUUUGAGACGUGUGCAAAGAAGGUCGACAUUACCUGACAAAUUGCAAGAUGAUAUGGCAUUUAGACGAAUGAACUCCUUGACGAAGGAUAAACCUAAUUAUAAAGAUGCACAAGCACAAAUAAGCUAUAUGUUGGCGUCUCCUGUCUACGUGCCCUAUGCGUCUGACGACGACAGGCAGUCCGAACGAAACGAGCCAGAUAUAGUUUAUGAUGACGUUGUAUACAGAAAUAUAAAACAGACUAAUAGUCGAUUAAAGACUUUAGAUCCUCAACCGCCUUUUGGCAUACCAAUAGGACCGGUCUCACCAGCUCCACAAAGUGAUUAUCUUCACGCAACUCCUGAAAAUAAGGGCCGAUCACGAUUCGUCCCAAGGAGAUCGCCAGAUUUAGUUUCUGAUGAUUUAGCUUAUAGAAGUCUAAGGAAAGACAAUAGGCAUUCCUCACAUUUCAAUGGUGAAGAUUACACCGGUCUUAUUAACAAUAAUCAUUCUUAUAAUGAGUAUUCUUACAAUAAAGACACUGCCGCUAAUCUUAAGAAGAAGAGAGCCGUUAGGUCUCUUUCCGCUAAUAUAUUUACGAUGAUACAAAAAGAAAUCGACGAUGCGUUGAACAUGAGCAAAAUGGCUACGUUACAGAAGACGCAUAGCAAUAGUGACGUCAUGAAACGGCUGCGUAACACAUUCGAAAGUAAUGACAACGAGCAGGAGCACUAUCCUCGUAACAAGGUAAAGCAAAGACACAACACUGUCAGUCUAUUUGUUAAUAACACCCAUGCACCCACCCAUCAUUUUGCAAAAGACGAUUCAUUCAUUCAUAGCGAUGAUAAGCAUCUUGCUAAGCCACCAUCAUGUGAUAAGUCCAAAAGCUCAUCACCAUCAAACAGAUCUCCCCAAGCAUCGAAACGUUCAUCAAAGGACGAGUUUCAACAGGUUCUAAGUAUGCUGGCCCAAGAAGCUAUGGACACAAGUAAUAAGUUAGGAGUAGCAUUAGCAGAACUAGAUAAAAAUAGGAACAGUAAUGAGAAGAAGUCAGACAUCCAGAGCCGAAUUUCUGACAGUCGGCAAACCUUUUUAAAUGGGUUAACAUGUAAAGCUUUGGAAGAGUCUGCACCUGAAGUAAAGCUUGUUAAUGUCCAUUCUGAAGUUGUUAGUGAAACAAAAGAUGACAAACCAGUGACGUCCACAAAUGAAAAUGAAACCAAUGAAGACUCCAAAGGUAAGAAAACCGAAGACAGUCUUUUAGCAAUAUCAGAUCAACUUCACAAAGUCGAAGAUCAACUCAAGCACAGUUUCGAAAAAGAACUAAACUUCGAAGACGAAAGCUUAAAACUAUCUAAUUACAUAACAAAAGCUGAAGAACAAUUGAAGGCUCAAGAAACAACGGUUGUGAUACCAGAGACUAAAUUGAUACCUGACGUUAUCCCAUUGACGAUAAAAGAGGACGCGAUAAAGAUAGAAACUGUUACCGAAAAACAAGAUGAAAUUGAAUUGAAACCACCAAUUAUAAAUUCACUAAACCCAUUUUUAAAUACUGACGAUAAAAUCAAAGAAAUUAAUGAAAUAAACGCUUUUAAGGAAUUGAAAGAUGGAAUAUCAGAUUUAAUCGCUGGUAUUUGUCAAGUUAAUGAGAAGUUAUUUACACAAAACAAAGGACCAACAUUGGAUAAUAGUAAUACUAAUCAAGAAAAGAUAUCUGGAAUAACAGAAGCCACUGAAAAGUUGAACCAAGUGUCAAAAAGUAUAUGUAGCCAAGAAGUUCCUAAUAGGGCUUCCGUUAAUCUUUCUAUAUACGAAGACGAUUUAGAAACCAAAAAGGAUACGGCUGCUGAUUCAACAGAAUAUAAUUCCUCCGAGGAACUGGCGACGAUAUUUCAAUUAGACAGUAACGCUAAAUCGCGGUCUGUCAGCGAAAGUCAGAAUGGAUCCGAAAAUAAAAUUCGUGACGAGUUAAGUUCGCCCAAAUUGGUUCAGACUAUGAAUCAGCAGCUGAGAAGGUUGUCUGUAGACCAGACGGAUGAUUGUGCUCCUAGUCAAAGCAACUCACUGCCGACGAACGUGGUUCCCUGGAGGGUUAAGAGGCAAACUAACAAUUCACAAAAAGAAAAUCGAGGCGAUAAUGCGCAGUCGAAGCGCGAUUGGCACGACUCUGGCACGUUGAUGUUAGCUUGUACCUACACCCUGAUGUUCUCCCAACACCUGGCAGACUUGGACUGGUUGACGCUGCUCGGUUUGCUGCUGGCAAUGAUCACAAUUAUCGCUAUGCUAAUUAUAUAACAUAACGUAGAAAUAACAAUGUGUUAAUUUGUAACAACGAAAUUCCUAAAGAGAUGUGUCAAUGUACCAACCAAUGCUUUAAACUAUUUUCGUUGAAGAUAGGUCAGUUGAGUCGUAAAGCUAAAAGAAUGCCAGUAUUCUGUGUUUCUCACUUGAGUUUUUUUAUACUAAAUCUAGCAGAUCAUGAUCAAUUAAAAAAACAUUUCAAUGAAUUAAAAUAUAUUACUCUCGACAAUUACUCUCUUCUCCUAAAUUGGUUGUCUCAUUGCUGCACCUCUGUAGGCACCUAUUUACACGCAUUUAAUGGCUUAAAAAUAAAUCACCAAUCAUUUAAAAUUUUAGCGUUGUAAUACUAGUUUUAUCAUUAUUUUGUAAAAAAAAUUGUAGGAAUAAUUGUAUCAUUAUCAUUUUCUAAAUCGUAAUUAUUUUUAGAAAGUUUAGCUGUGAUGUUAAUAAAAAUUACUUUUUACUUUUUACUAUAGUCCAAAUACCUACUCAUUGGACUGUGUCUUUAUUUUUAAAUGAUUUUAAAGUUCAUUUUAAUUUAUGUGUAAAUUAAUUUUACGUUAAAUCGUCCUUGUGUGCCAAAAUCAACGAAUCAAAUUAUUAAAACUUGAAAGUAUGAAAUCGCAUGUAUUUUUAUAAUAUUUUUGGUAGAUUUGCAUGUUCAAUGUGUAUUUUGUUUUGUCGUGCUUACAAAAUUAUGUUAAUCAGCGGUUUUACAAUCUUAUUUUUAAAUUAUAGUUUUAGUGUCGUAGUUAAUCACAAGAGACUAAUUAUUUUUAUUCAUUACAAGAAUGUAAAUGCUUUUCUAGUGUAUUUGGCCUCUACUUAAGUUAAAAUGUCUAUAAUAUUUUCGUAACUAUUAUUUCUUUUAUAGAAAGAAAAAGAACCUAGGUACCUAAUUGAGCAGUUAAUGUAAUAAUGGGUAUAAAGCCUAAGGCUACAGAUAAAAUAAACAAAACCAUGAUGCCUUUAAUUUGAAUGGAAUAUUUUUAUACUUUUGUAACCCAGUGACAUUUUGUAACUACCUAAAAUAUUUACAUGAAAAUUAUUAAUGUAGGAAAAAUCAAUAUUGUAAUUAAUACUAUGUACUACAACUAUAAAUAAAGCCUAAAUAACAUACAAGAAAUGUAAAUAAGUAAUUCAAGUCUCGAGAAUUGGCGCGAACAUAAAAAGUUAGGUUAUAUUUCUGUAUAAUCUAUGGCGUACGGUGCAGUAACAAAACAUUUGUUUUCUAGGUGACCAAUAAUUGCCUGCAGUGAUCCACAGGGCUGCGUUCAGCGUACUUCGAUAUUUUUAAGCUAUUUUUAAUUUUUAUCUAUUAUAAGCUACUUUCUGUAUUUUAUCCUGUACCUAGUUGUACGACGUUUAAACUUUACUAUGUUUAUGUAGAGGCUUCCAGAAACAUUUAAGAGAGCGUUAUUUAUAUUAAAAAAGAGUUAUAAUUUAAAUAAAAUGUUUCAGUUUUA